AUGAGUAAAGAGCUCCAUGAAUUACGUAACCAAGGACGCGGUGAGGAUGCAACGAGUGCGACCGACUCCUCGGCCGAGACUGGCUCUCCGUCGAUGCAGGAUGAAGGCGCUGAUGACUUUCGAUUAUCGUCCUUCACUCUGGACUUGAAGGGUAUGCUUAUUGAUUCUUCUGUCGCAACGGAGGCAUUUAUAGUAUUCGCAGAAUAUAUGCGUCCCCGACUCCCAGUCGUCGGAGCUCUGUACGCCCAAGAAGCUUAUGAAAACCAGCCUUUUCUCUUCUGGACAAUUGUGACGAUUGUUCUAUGUCGCCUGCCUGAGCAACACAACAUAGCCUUAUUCCAGUUACUCCGGAGUCCAUAUGAGAGGCUUAUACAAGAGACUCUGAUCGAUGCCCCGCUGCCUCUGUUCAAAGUACAGGCUUUGCUGCUACUCUGCAAUUGGCCAUUACCCACCGAGAAGCAGUGGAAAGAUCCCAGUUGGCUCUAUUGUGGUGUAGCUAUUCAAGCAGCGAGAUAUUUGAGCCUUGAUCGCCAGCAGACAAUUCCCUCCUUGCGUGUCAUUGGAGUCACAUCGGGGAGUAUCCGAUCAAGAAUUAAUACUUGGCUGGUGUGUUUCAAGGUGUCUACCUCACUGAGCCUCCACCUAGGCCUCCCCUGCCCAAUCGAGUCCGAACUUGACUUCUCCUCUAUCCACGCGUUUCUGAGAAAAGAUACUGUCCCCCCUGCAUAUGCCCUCGAAGUUCGGAUCCAACUCGUCGUGGCGAAAUUCACCUCAUUACUAAACCAUGAACUAGCAGAUGGUACAAGCUCGUCCUUUCUUCGACUAUUCGACACCGAGCUCGAUGCCCUCAAGAAUGAAAUGCCUCACGACGAAGAAGCAAAGAGCAUUGUCGAGUACGCCAUCCUGGACGCUAAGAUACAUAUCUACACACUCGUCAUUACCAAGUUCUCAAACUACUCAUCUUCUCGACAGAUUCUUUUGAGGACAGCCAGAGAUAUAGCGCUGCGAGUAGUCGACAUUGGCACACGGGCCAUACGUAACAGUCCCACUAGUAUAGAGGACGCCACUGCUGUCCGGCGCGAACGAUGCCAACCGAAAGAUCGCCACAGAUGUCUCGGUUUCUCGACAAUCUUCCUUCUCAAGUUCUUCAUCCGACAGAAUGUGGAUCCGCCGGAAGAGAGGCAGAUCGUCGCUAACCAUGUUUCCAUGACCCAGACGCUCUGCCGAGCCUGUACAAUCGAUGCCAAGGAUGAGUUCAGCAGGAGCUCCAAGGUUUUUGAAGUCCUGGGGCGAGAAGGGUCUGAUGAUGAAGACAAGACCAAGUUGGUCCUGAAUCAUCGCAUGGGGGUUUCAUUGAUGCUGGAUGCUGUUAACACGGCGGGCAAAAUCCGGGGACGGCGUAUGGAGAUGCGUGAUGGCGAGCAACGAUAUGUUGAUGAGGAACCGGGUCAAUCCCAAGAGGCUCAAGGGGAUAUUAUCAACCAGAUGGACGGAAACCAAGAGUUUGCCAAGAGCUUCUGGAGUGAUCCCUAUACGAGUUUACUUCAGUUUGAUCCGGCGUCACUUGGAGCAGACUAUUCUCCAACAUGGUAA
Fusarium sp. VM40 is the source of this 1593-nucleotide messenger RNA. NCBI's taxonomy places the organism in Eukaryota, Fungi, Ascomycota, Sordariomycetes, Hypocreales, Nectriaceae. The record is from the annotation of a GenBank genome assembly.